CGUUGUAUGCACACCGAACUCCAGGCGCUCAGUCCGCUUCAGAGCGACGGGGAGAAAAGAGAGCACAAUAGAAUAGUUUGCCAUAACAUGAAGCUAUUUUGCUGCCAUUCGCUGUCGGGAGUUUGAAAUAGGACUAUACGACGCGUGCACAUCCACGGACCGACUAGUCUUAUGUUAUUUUAAUGCUACCGAUAGAGGUUUCGGAAGGAGUGUGUUUCACCUCAAGCGAACACGACGAAGGAAGGAGGGCCGGGAUGAAAACAGAGGAGACCCAAUCAUGUCUUCAGCAGCCUCCAGCCUCCACGCCAUUCGGUUCAGAACACAGGGGCGGAGGGGGCGAGGUGUGUGCGGGGUGUGAGUCGCCCAUUGCCGACCGCUUCCUGCUGCGUGUCAACGAGCGCUCGUGGCACGAGACCUGCGUCAAGUGUGCGGUGUGUCUGAGCGCACUCAGUGGGACAUGCUACUGCAGAGACCGUCUGCUCUAUUGCAAGCAUGACUACGAAAAGCUGUUUGUCAGGAAGUGCAGUGCGUGCCUGCAGGUGAUUGGCCGCUCAGAGCUGAUCAUGCGUGUGCUGGGGCAGGUGUACCACCUGGGCUGUUUCAGCUGCUGUGAGUGUGAGCGCCGGCUGCAGCGCGGAGACGAGUUUGUCCUGAAGGAGGGCCAGUUGCUCUGCAGAGGAGACUACGAGAAGGAGAGAGAGAUGCUGGCUGCCAUCAGCCCCACACCCACUGAGUCAGUGAAGAGUGAGGAUGAGGAUGGUGGGGGCGGUUCUGUAGGGGGGAAGGGCGGCGAAGGGAAGGACCACAAACGGUCAAAGCGACCACGCACCAUCUUGACCACACAGCAGCGCAGAGCUUUCAAGGCCUCCUUCGAGGUGUCCUCCAAACCUUGCAGAAAGGUGAGAGAGACACUGGCAGCUGAGACCGGGUUGACGGUUCGAGUCGUGCAGGUCUGGUUCCAAAACCAGAGAGCAAAGAUGAAGAAGAUAGCUCGCAGGCAGCAGCAACAGCAGCAGCAGCAGGAGCAGGAGCAGCUGGGAGGGUCCAGGAGAGGGCCGAGCAGGGGGGGCCGACAGAGCAACGAUGACAGUGAGGACGGUUCUAGUGGUCAUGGAUUGGACGGUCUGUUGGCGUACCCUUCGUUGCCACGACAGCAGCUACUGGCUCUGGACCCCAACAUCUACGGAGGAGAGCCGUUCCGCCAUGGCCUCACACCUCCUCAGCUGAGCUCUGAACAUCUUCACUCCUACGAUUCAGAGACUGUGUUCCACGAUCUGGACAGCGACGGGAGCCUCAGUCACCUCGGCGACUGUCUUCUGGCAGCGGCGGACGGUGGGCUCCUGGCGGGGCGGGUGGGAAACCCCAUCGACCGCCUCUACUCCAUGCAGAACUCCUAUUUCACAUCCUGACCCCUCACCCUUGACCCCUGACUCACUCCACCAAUUACCACUCAGAGAAGCAGCUAAUGACCGGUUAUCCUACCAGGCCCACAAGGUCAUCACACCAACCAUGCUUGAGCUGGGUCCAUAUCCAUAUCUGACCGGGCUUAUUGUACAUUACCAAGUAAAAGCAUAAUAGGAAACAGCUGGGUCACGUUCAGUAGGGUGGAAAUGUUAGGAGUGAAACGGGGAGGUGCUACCUUAACUUGUCCACUAAGAACACGUUUUUCCAUACCAAACACGACCCAGGUAGCCAUUUAAGAUCUCAACUAUGACUUAGGCCGUGUCCGAAAUCUGGCUUGCCCAGUACUUACUUAAACUGCAUACUGUGUACUAAUCGUAUUACAUACUAUUUAGAAUGUUCGGUUUAGUACAAACAUAUGCAGUAAGCAACAAACAUCAAAAUACUACUCAUCCAUACUGAGAAGGCAUCAUCGAAUGCGCCGUUCGCUCUUGUUCCCCGCCAUUCUUACAUUUUAUUUUUUUUAAUUUUUUAAUACAUUUUAUCCCCUUUCCUCCCCAAUUUUCGUGAUAUCCAAUCGCUAGUAAUUACUAUCUUGUCUCAUCGCUACAACUCCCGUACGGGCUCGGGAGAGACGAAGGUCGAAAGCCAUGCGUCCUCCGAAGCACAACCCAACCAAGCCGCACUGCUUCUUAACACAGCGCGCCUCCAACCCGGAAGCCAGCCGCACCAAUGUGUAGGAGGAAACACCGUGCACCUGGCCCCCUCGGUUAGCACGCACUGCACCCGGCCCGCCACAGUCGCUGGAGCGCGAUGAGACAAGGAUAUCCCUACCGGCCAAACCCUCCCAAACCCGGACGACGCUAGGCCAAUUGUGCGUCGCCCCACGGACCUCCCGGUCGCGGCCGGCUGCGACAGAGCCUGGGCGCGAACCCAGAGACUGGUGGCGGAGCUAGCACUGCGAUGCAGUGCCCUAGACCACUGCGCCACCCGGGAGGCCCCAUUCUUACAUUUUUGCAGAGAGCAUCCCCUAUUCUUAUUAUCAGGUGUUGUUGAACACGUGGGUGUGAAAAGACGAUGAUCUUCCUCAAUAGUGCCCAGCGAAUUCUACUAGAUGAAAAGCCAAAAUGAGUAUGACAUCCGGGCAUUUAAAGUGUACUAGAUCUUCAAGAUUUCACAUACUAUAAAACUUUUUUUUCACAUACUCAAACGGCCUACUAUUUAGGACGCAAAUAUGGGUAUUCGGACACGGCCACACUCUUUUGCUUGAUCCCAACAUCCUACCUGUAGCAGACAGAUGUGAAAUCCUAUGACAACGUACUUGAUCAAAUACUCUCAUUUGUUUCAUAUAAGAGGGACUAUUCCAUUGGUCCGUUGCUCCAGGCAAGCUUAAAUCAAGGGCAGCUAAAGUAUUUCAAAGAAAACAAAUACUAUUUGAACCCAGGUCUGUCAGGUCUGUGUGUUUGUGAGUCAGAAACCUAUGUUACUUAUUAGGUUGCUAAUGAAUGGGGAGUGUUUCAUUCAUUAGCUCAGGAUCUGACCUGCUUGUUGUGCCCACACGGUUAGGGAGUUUUCUUGGCAGCAGGGUUAAGGAGCAGAGUGAAGACACAUACCAGAGAGGUUACAGCAGGCUAGGGGCAAAAGUGUUGUAUUGGAGAUGGGCACUGGUUCAUAGCGUGGAUGGGGUCAAUUCAGACAAAUCAAAAAGUGAAUGGGAGUUCAGCCUAAAUGAAUGACUGGAAUAAAGGUACUGGGUGGAUUUGGAGGAACAUUGGAGAGAGAUUUCAUAAGAGGUUGAGAUGAGUUGAAGGGUUCAGGGUGGCACGCUCGAUUUGUACGAGAAUGAGUGUGGGUUAGGUAACUUAGGUCUAGAAUUUGCUCUCAGGUUAGUUUGUCAGGUAGGAUUUUUAGCAAUGUUAUACGGGAAAUGAUUUACGAAUCACUGUAACCCGAUUAGUUCACAUUAGUCAACAUAGUGAAAGGAGAUGUGUAGACCGUAGAUAACAUCAGGGUCCUAUAGAGUAGUGUUUCUCAAUCUUGGUCCUGGGGACCCAAAGGGGUGCACAUUGAAAAGAGAGUGAAAGAAGAAAGAAACAAUGUUACGCCUGGUCUGCUUACCUUUCUGCAUGGUUUGGAGGACACCUCGAAGGAGGCCUUGAAAGCUCUGCGCUGCUGUGUGGUCAAGAUGGUGCGUUGUCAGGUGCGAAAGGCAAAAACAAAAGUGUACCCCCCUUAGGGUCCCCAGGACCAGGAUUGAGAAACACCACUAUAAAGUAGACUAAAAGGGUCAUUCAGAUAAUCUUAUAAAGGAAACAGGGUUGUGUAAAGUGUAACGCUUUCAUGUAGCUCUGGUUCAGGGUUUUAUGUGGGGUUUGCUUGGGAAUGCUCAGCAUCAGCAAGCCAUUCGUAACACCCUGGACCAGAGCUAGCGUUCGUGUAACUAUUUCUUUGAUACUGUGAAGUAUUCACUAAAAGGUGCAGGAGUUUGUCCUGGGCUGGAAAAACGCUAAGCUUAACAAAUGUAGAAGUUGAAUAUUAAUUGGUGUGUAAAACAUAAGUAAAAAGUAUGUUUAGGCCCAUGAGUUUUUCCUGUUCAGGUCACGUGGUCACAAACUACUGGCCCUAGCGACGAUAAACAAGUAUGUGUUCCGAUGUAAAAUUAUUGUGUUAAUAUUAUUGUUGUUACAAUGAAUACUGCAGUACUACUAUAGGUAUAAUCACUGUAAUUUAUCUUUGAUUGAAAACACCUUACAAUAGACGUUGUUCAAUAUUUUGUACUCUUAUGGUUAAGUAUUUAUGUUGUAGCAUGAGCUGUGUGUGCCACACUUUCAAAAUGUAAAUAAUUAUUACUAUGAACAUAGCACUGAUGACAGUAUUUUCCUAUAGCUUAUACCCACACUUGGAACAUCUUGUGGAGUCCACUUCCUAUAUAUGAUUUCUCAUAAUUGACUGAUGAUAUAUAUUUUUUACAGUAUAGUGUUUACGUGGAUAUAAUUUAUUGUGUGAUACAUUUCUCUGGAAGGUAUGAGAAAUUCUUAAUCUUAGAUUUUGUCUGAAAGACAAAAUCGAGUUUUUGUUCUGUGACCUCUUCCAGUGUGUGCUUUUUGAGUGUAAUGUCGCAUUUCGUCAAUAUAACCUGUCAAUUC
Salvelinus fontinalis (brook trout) is the source of this 4547-nucleotide messenger RNA. RefSeq names its product LIM homeobox transcription factor 1-beta-like. Lineage: Eukaryota; Metazoa; Chordata; Actinopteri; Salmoniformes; Salmonidae. The transcript is spliced from 9 exons. Gene Ontology annotation, cellular component: nucleus. Gene Ontology annotation, molecular function: DNA-binding transcription factor activity, RNA polymerase II-specific; RNA polymerase II transcription regulatory region sequence-specific DNA binding. The record is from RefSeq and is a predicted model, not a curated record. Gene Ontology annotation, biological process: neuron differentiation; regulation of transcription by RNA polymerase II. Bases 183 to 1409 code for a protein of 408 amino acids.